AUGCAUUUUGAAUACCGUACCGAAGGGGAGCAGUACCUCUCCCCUUUAGUCCCUGGGACUCCUUCUUCGAACUACUGGUAUGGACGAAUCCUGGGCACCGCAUCCGAAGACACGCCUAAAGAUGUCCAGCUCUAUGCUGAAUUCAUGCGCAUUACUCCUGGCGUCUUCGGAGCUGGUCCCCCGAACGACCACGAAGAGACUGGCAUCGUCGUCAAGGGUGAGCUAGAUCUAGAAGACGAGACGGGCCAAAGGGCAACGUUGCACGAAGGAGAGACGUUCUUCAUCAAAAAAGGGGCUAUCAUCAAGUACUCUGUCAAGCGAUUUGCGUUAGUGUUCAAGGCCAGCGCGUAUCCUGCGGACCCUCCCAAGCCAACUACUCAGGAGGGUGAUAAGUUUAGACGAUUUUAA
Exophiala bonariae is the source of this 408-nucleotide messenger RNA. RefSeq lists its product as uncharacterized. Bases 1 to 408 code for a protein of 135 amino acids. NCBI's taxonomy places the organism in Eukaryota, Fungi, Ascomycota, Eurotiomycetes, Chaetothyriales, Herpotrichiellaceae. The record is from RefSeq and is a predicted model, not a curated record. The transcript has 3 exons.